GAUCCCCUCUCAGUAUGUUCGGGUGCACCAUGUUCCGUGUUUCACAGUGCGGACCGAGGACUGCACAAAGCGCAAUGUACCUGCGCCAUUACUGUGGAGAGGAACUACGAACAGUUCUGUCAAAGUAUACCCGUUUUUCCCGCUACAGGACCACUUUAAAUGCAGAAUAACGUAACGGAAUUGACGCAGAGAUUACUACGAGCCCUCGACACUAAUUACAAUGUCAUUGACAUGCCUGCAGUCAUCGAAAUCGUCUCGCUCCUCGAAAAAGUCACAAUUACCAAAGAACUGCUCGAGACCACCCGAUUGGGGAAACAUGUGAACGAGCUGCGCCGUAAGACCGACAACGACUCGCUCUCGAAACGGGCCAAGGAGUUGGUGAAGAAAUGGCGCAAUAUGGUGCUCCCUGCCGACUCCAAUGGCCAGUUAAAAGUCCUCGAGAAGCGCCCCCUUAACCGGUCACCGUCACCCAAACGGCCGAAAUUAAACGGUCAAACGGCCGAACUCGAACUGUCUGAUAACUCGAAUUCGAGUUUCAAAGAUGUGAUAAGUACGAAAUUGAAGCGUGAUGUGAUUCUGAUUAAUUCCGAUUCGAAUUCGAGUCAACAAGAGCCCCAAUUGGAACAGCAAUUGCCCAAGAAACGGGGGCGAAAAAAAGGCUCCAAAAACCACAAGAAUCUCCUCGACGAAGCUGAGACUUCCUUCACCAAUAAACUAGCAGUGUCGAGGGGCAACUCGAAGGUGAAAACCACGCAGGAGUUGAUAGCAGGACUCCAGAAUAAGAAUAACACAGCCUUGGGGGCUUCACCAGUCAAACCGAAGGAAGAUCUGAGUCUACGAGCAGCUAAACUCACCGAAAGGGUGUCAAUAAUUGACCAAAAACUCAACACAAAUGCCAAUCGUUACAAAAACUCUCGGAAAAUUAAUCUCGGGGGCAAGAAUGUGAUCGAGUCGGGCUCGGUGAUUAACGACAAGUCGCUCAUACCCCCUGAAGAGGAGGUUAUUGUUGUUGAUGACGUCGAGCCGCCUGUUGAGGAUGAUAAAGUGGCGACGCCGCCUCCACCACAGCCCCCCGAAGAAGCCAAAAUCACCUCGUUAAGUGUCGAGGAUGCUUUAGCCCAAUUGCCCCCACUUGAGGUAGUUGAAGAGGAGCCCCAGCCGGUGUGCACUUGUGUGCUGAAGGAGCACAAGGAUUUUGCUGUUGAUGACACGGAGGAGUUGGGGCAACCAUUUGAGUUUGUCGAGGAUGAGGAGUGUGCCGCCCGAUUGCACUUUGAGGAGGUGCGAAAGACGGCCCAGGUUAGUCCUGAGGAGCUCCACGACAAGUUUAUCGAGAAUGUGAAUGGGAAUUGGGGGGUUGGGGCGCCCAAAAAGGGGCCCGAAAUUGACGAUCGGGGUCUAUUUGUGAACGUAGUGCCUAAUGUAAAUACGGAGAGUAUACCGAAGGAUGUCAAAGCGGACUUUUCUUGUGAGAAUUAUAAAAAGUACAGCAUUUCAGAGAGUGACAGGACAGGUGAUAGAGUGUUUCGGGAGUGGCACGAGGUCGUCGAGACACCUUCCUACAACGGCGAAAUUUUCAAAAUUUUGCCUUACGUUAUUAUAGAUUAAAAUACUAGUCUUGUAUUAAUUACACCUAAGAAUUUAAUUUUUUUUUUCAUUCACUGAUGAAAGACAGUUGGUUUAUUACGAGGUGUCAUAUUAUUUCAUUGAGACCUGGAAACUGAACGUUGGGGUCGCUUUUUUAAUUAUUAUUGCACACCGCUUUUAUAAUUGUGUAUAUUUUAUUAGCUAGGCAAUGUUUUCAAAGUGUUACGAGCUAUGGUUAUAUAUUUAAAAAAAAAUGUCAAUUCCUACAUUGGCUAUUGUUAAUUUAUUAAUUUGUUGUUUCAUUCGCAUUAAUUAUAGUUAUUUUAUGAGUUUUGGCCAAACACAAUUUCUUCCGUUGUUGUCAGGUCAUUUUCAGUUUAUUGUAAAUAAAUUUAGGUUCCCCCAUUUUUAUCAAAAUAGUUAUUGUACAAACGGUUAAUUUCUCUAGUUGGAAAAUAUCAGUACUUGAUAUUAAUUGCCUUUUACGAAAAUAAACAUAUUUUCUAUAAAUUU
Tribolium madens (black flour beetle) is the source of this 2100-nucleotide messenger RNA. RefSeq lists its product as uncharacterized. The record is from RefSeq and is a predicted model, not a curated record. Bases 160 to 1608 code for a protein of 482 amino acids. Gene Ontology annotation, biological process: positive regulation of gene expression; regulation of transcription by RNA polymerase II. NCBI's taxonomy places the organism in Eukaryota, Metazoa, Arthropoda, Insecta, Coleoptera, Tenebrionidae. Gene Ontology annotation, molecular function: transcription coregulator activity. Gene Ontology annotation, cellular component: nucleus; core mediator complex; mediator complex. The transcript is spliced from 3 exons.